Molecule: messenger RNA, 1023 nt
Organism: Malaclemys terrapin pileata
Lineage: Eukaryota; Metazoa; Chordata; Testudines; Emydidae
Gene: DNAJC4
Product: DnaJ heat shock protein family (Hsp40) member C4
Exons: 7
Coding region: 143-916 (257 amino acids)
Source: RefSeq, a predicted model, not a curated record
GGCCGUCACCACUCCCCCCGCUCCCCGACGGGCGGGGCCGGGCAGCUGCAGCUGCUGCCGGAGGAGGCCGGAAAAUGGCGGCUGGGGCCCAGAUCCAGACAAGGCCUUGGUGUGAGGAAUUCCAGGAGGGCAGUGUGAUCUAAUGGCCAGAGCACUGGAUUGGGACUCGGUAUACCAGCGUUUUAUUCCCAGCUUUGCCACUGGCUUUGGAUCUGAAUUGCCUCCAGCUCUCUGCGUGCUGCUCCCUGGCUCUGAAAAUGCCUCUGUCCAUCCCCCACUUAGUCUGCCGGUGCUGCUUUUGGUGCAGAAGUGCCACACAACGGGCAUUUUCUACCACACUCUCAAACUGCUGCACCCCGACAGUGAUCCCAACAAUCCCGACCUGCACAGCCAGUUCAUCCAGCUGAACCAGGCCUACCGGGUGCUGAGCAAGGAGGGCAGCAGGAGGCUCUAUGACAGCCAGCGGGCCUGGCACGCAGCCUGGCCCACCACGGGCAGCAGCCCCAAGCACAGCCCCUUUGACUUCACAGACCUGGGACCCAGGCCUAGUACCAGUAGCCGAGGGCCUGACGAGAACAUGCGCUACUGGGAGCAGUUCCGUACUCACCAUGCCAAGACCUUCUCAGGCACCCAGGCCAAGCAGAGGCAACACUGGAACCGGCAGCUCUUCGGCUACUGCCUCUUCCUUAUGCUGGCCAGCAUGGCUGCCCACUAUGUGGCCUACAGGAAGCUGGAGGAGAUGCACAACAGCUUCAUGGACAAGAAGGACAUGCUCAUAACCAGCAUCUACAAUGAAUCCAAGGAGCGGGCCAGGGCCAAUGGCUUCCAGAAGCAGCAGGAGCUCCUGCGCCAGAAACACGCCGAGUUCACACAGCGCUACUGCAUCCGGCCCAGCGGGGACAGCGCCCAGAAGUGACAGGCGCUCUGGACACUAUAUGGGGGGGACUGGGUGCCACAGAUGCUGUAUGGGGAACACCUCACACACACACUUGUCCCCUCCCUUCAAUAAAUCACUGCCCAUGG